AUGAGCGCUGCUACUCUCCCGACCCCGACCGACCAGGAGCCGCACGCAGUGUGCGUGCCGUUCCCGACGCAGGGCCACAUCACGCCGAUGCUGAAGCUGGCAAAGAUCCUCCACGCCAGGGGCUUCCGCGUCACCUUCGUCAACACCGAGUACAACCACCGCCGCCUCGUCCGCUCCCGCGGCGCCGCCGCCGUCGCGGGCCUCACGGCGUUCCGCUUCGCCACCAUCCCGGACGGCCUGCCGGAGUCCGACGCCGACGCCACGCAGGACCCGGCGACCAUCAGCUACGCCACCAAGCACAACUGCCCGCCCCACCUGCGAAGCCUGCUCGCUGGGCUGGACGGCGUGACGUGCGUCGUGGCGGACAACCUGAUGAGCUUCAGCGUGGACGCCGCGAGGGAGAUGGGUGUGCCGUGCGCGCUCUUCUGGACGGCCAGCGCCUGCGGCUACAUGGGCUACCGCAACUUCCGCCUCCUCAUCGACAGGGGCAUCAUCCCCUUCAAAGACGAAGAGCAGCUGACGAACGGGUUCAUGGACACGCCGGUGGACUGGGCGCCCGGCAUGAGCAAGCACAUACGGCUCAAGGACUUCCCGACCUUCCUCCGCACCACGGACCCCAACGACGUGCUGAUGAGCUUCCAGCUACAGGAGGUGGAACGCUCGGAGUACGCGUCCGCCGUCGUCAUCAACACCUUCGACGAGCUGGAGCAGCCGGCGCUCGACGCCAUGCGCGCCAUCAUCCCGGCCGUAUACACCAUCGGCCCGCUCGCUUCCGUCACGGAGCAGGAAGCCCCGCCGCGGUCGGUGGUGUACGUGAACUUCGGGAGCAUUACGGUCAUGAGCGGGCAGGAGCUGGCGGAGUUCGCGUCGGGGCUGGAGAGCAGCGGCCACGACUUCCUGUGGAUCGUCCGGCCGGACGUCGUGAAGGGCGACACCUCCUCGGCGGCGGCGCUGCCCCCGGGGUUCCUGGAGGCGACCAAGGGCAGGGGCCUCCUGGCGAGCUGGUGCGACCAGGAGGCCGUGCUGCGGCACGAGGCAGUGGGCCUGUUCCUGACGCACAGCGGGUGGAACUCGACGCUGGAGAGCCUCGGCGCCGGGGUGCCGAUGCUGUGCUGGCCAUUCUUCGCGGAGCAGCAGACCAACUGCCGGUACAAGUGCGUCGAGUGGGGCGUGGCAAUGGAGGUCGGCGACGACGUGCGGCGGGAGGCCGUGGAGGCGAGGAUACGGGAGGCGAUGGGUGGGGACAAGGGGAAGGAGAUGGCGCGCAGGGCGGCGGAGUGGAAAGAGGCCGCCACAGGGUCGGCGGCGAGGUCGCUCGCGAACCUCGACAGGCUGAUCAACGAUGUGCUGCUCUCUCCGGCACUCAAAAUGGCUUCAAUGAUGGAUGGCCCUGAUCAAAGUUUGGCGAUGCUGAGCGAUGGAUGA
This is a messenger RNA of Miscanthus lutarioriparius, 1425 nucleotides long. The record is from the annotation of a GenBank genome assembly. Lineage: Eukaryota; Viridiplantae; Streptophyta; Magnoliopsida; Poales; Poaceae.